AUGUCAUCAAAGAAAUAUCGCUUCACGAAAGGCAUACAAAGAUGGUGUUCUUCCGAGAGGUGGCGUCCCGAUGGUAAAUCUCCCAUAUUUGUUCGAAAAGACACCGUGAUUAUCACCCCUCUGUAUAGUCCUCACAGACUAGCAAAUUGUUUUCAGCCAGAUGGAGAUAAAUUCAUCCCCCUCUCCCACUUUCAUGUCACCCAUCCAAUCAUUAAUGUCCUCUCUCCGUUCGCACGCCAUCCCUUACCCCUCCCUAAAUUGAUUAACAACCCCUCCAGUCCCGCUGUGAAGACCCAUCUCUCCAUCCAGGAGCAGCCUACAUAUCUUUUGGAUGGUAAUUCGUACAUGUCCCGCCCAGCACCUCGCAGAAAUAGAAAUCGCAUACACAUUAGCACGUAUUAUCUGGAGUGUAGAGAUGAGGUGGAAGAAUGGGUGGAAGAAUUGCCGGUUUCAACAAGUAGUCGGAAUGGUGUUAAGGUUGCUCUCAUUGCUGAGUAG
Molecule: messenger RNA, 498 nt
Organism: Botrytis sinoallii
Lineage: Eukaryota; Fungi; Ascomycota; Leotiomycetes; Helotiales; Sclerotiniaceae
Exons: 4
Coding region: 1-498 (165 amino acids)
Source: RefSeq, a predicted model, not a curated record